CUGGGCUUCCCCUCUGGGCCGGGCCAGGUCGGUCGGCUGCCAUCGAGAUGGUCGUUCUCCAAGGCAGGGAGGCUGGCGGGGUGCAGGAGGAGGGAGGAGCCGCCCCAGAGAAGCCCCUCGGGAGGAUUGAAGAUUGUCUGCCACCUCUGGCCAAUUCCUCCACCAAGAGGUUCUCCCCAGCCAAACGGAAACAACAUUACAUUAACCAGGCCAUUCGCAACUCGGACCUCAUUCCCAAAGCCAAAGGACGCAAGAGCCUCCAGCGGCUAGAGAACACCCGAUAUCUAAUGACUCUUCUGGAACAUGAUGAUUAUGUCCCUGAAGACGGGGAGCUGGACCACUCGGCUGCCCCGAGCAUUUUCUCCGAAGCGUGCAACAACGAGUCAUAUAUGGAGAUCUGGAACGAUUUCGUGAACCGGUCUGGUGAAGAGCAGGAGCGACUCCUCUUGUAUUUGGAGGAAAAAGCUACAAAGAAGCGGAGAAACAAGUUGCCUGACAGAGCCGAAGGAAACUGGAAAGGCCAUCCCGCAUAUACACCCAAAGAAUGUUUCCAACGCAUCAGCCGUCGCCUGCGCACAACACUGAAACGCAGCCGGAUCCCCAUGGUUCCAGCAACGAAGGGAAGCGGCAGAUGCAAGUCAGCAACAAGCGGACCGUCUUCCUUCCCCCGUCCCUCCUGCUUUCGGCGUACCUGGAGCAAAUGAGCUGAUAGAGGCUAAGGGAAGAGGGGCCCUCGGCCGCCCCCGUCCUCUUUCAUCUCCCCUCUUCCGUUGGCUUUUUAAUAUUUAAAAGAGAAAUAAAUGUGUGUGUGAAAGUGGGAGGGGGGUUACGUUGGUUCGCAGGAGUAGUCGUUUCCUCUAGGCUUGCAAUCUAUUGGGGGAGAUUUGGAACUGGGUUUUUCGUCAUUUGGUGCCAUGUGGUGGACCUGGGAAGACCUUUCCAACCAAAGGCCGCAGAGUAGCUGUGAGGAGAGAUAAAAGCCUUACAGCUACCAGCAGGGUUCCCUACUCUUUGCUGCAUGCAGGCCGUUGCUAAGUUGCCGCCUACUUCUUUGGCACAGUUUGACUCAGAACAGGCCAUCUCCCUUUCUGGGGACUCUAGCUCGGGGCUCGAUGGAGGCAGAAAUAGCCGAACCCUUCCCCCUAUACUGCGUUACAGCUGCAAACUUUUAUUGAUUUUAAUUAGCUUUGAAAAGUGUCCCCAAUUCCUAAAAAAGUGGAAUUAUUUUUAAGUAGGUCCUUUAAAAGAAGGACCUACAGAAGAUGAAUCUUCUCUGAAGAAGCAUUUCCUGUUUCAUGCAGGAAGUGAUCCCUCUACCUAAGAUGAGGCAUUCCCCAUCCAUGCUCCCUCUUCCAGGGAGAUUGCUCUCCUGAGACAAGACUUUCCUCCUCGCUUUUCACAGAUGAGGAUGUGUCUUCUAAGAUGGUGGCUCCUCCGACACAUUUGAGCACUGCCUGAAAGCAGAGCACGUGUGGUUUUCUUCAAAAUUCUGUGUUCAUAUUGAAUUUUGUGCAGGUUUAGUUAAAAGAAAAUCAGUUGAUAAAUCAGAUGGAUUUAAAUCAAGUGACAGCCUUAUGAAGCAACAUGGAUAGGGGUUUGGAGGGAGAGGUAUUUGGCGGGAGGGAGGCAUCAGUGCCCAGGAGCAAUGAAAUUCCCUGAGCCCCCAAAUCUCACAAUUAUUUUGUGAUAAAGAGAUGUUGUCCUCCUCCGCCAUUUUCUCUACUCAGUUUGACGCAUUCUUUUCUGGCCCUUUUUAAUCAAGCUGAUCUACUUGUAACAUGUUGGGGAUGGAUUUUUGGAGGACAAUUUUUUUCCUCUGACACAACUUCUUCGAAGUGCCAAGUGUUGUGUUCAAGCCCCGUUGAAGUGACAAAGUGUAAACUUCCCAAUUGCUUUUUCAGUUUGGCAGGCGUUUUUAGGUUUGAGAAAGAAGAUCUUAAACCCAUUUUUAAUACUUGUUUUAAAUUGGGAGAUUUCUGUCUUCUUUUGCAAGCACAAUUUUGGAAGAGAAAAAAGCACACAUGUGCCCCUCGUGGGGCCCAUGCACGCCACAUUUGCUCUGCACAGCCUGUCCCCCCUCGGCAACGCCGGUUGCUUUCCCUUUGAUUUUCAGCUCCUGUAUUUAUAUGCCAAGUAAUUUAAAACUAAGCAUAAUGGUGCAAAAUCAGCCAGUAUUGUUCACUCUGACCUUAACCAGGGAGGGCAAAAGAGCACUUGAUUACUCACGCUUUGGCUUUGCUUUGGCUUGGCGCAGCACGGCAAAAUGUGGAUUUUCUUUUCAGUGCCUUAAAUUCUCAGCAGGGUUGGGGGAUGUCUUUAAAGUGAGGCAAGAUAAAAAUUGCUUCGCUGGAUCAAGCCAAAGUUCAAACACUGGCUCCAAAGAGCCAGAGAAGCCCAGUAGCUGGGUCACAAAGGCAACAGCCCUCCCCUGUUCUUUGCUCCCAGGCUCUUGGAAGAUAGACUGCUUCUGAACAUGGAGGUUCCAUGUUCCAUGAAUUGAUCUUUAGGAACUUGUUUCUGUUUUUUGGUGGCUAUCCCAGAGUUACUGUGUUGAGAUUAUUGCCCUCCUAUGUGUGUGUGCUUGAAUUCCUGUUGUGUACUCUUGAUGGUUCUGGGGAAGGAAAAAAGUUUGUUCAAACUAUUUUGUUUAUGCAGAAUGAUUCCCAGCCAAGUAUAGGCUUUGGGUGAGAUCCUAUGGAAGAUUUCAGUAGGUGGAAGGGAUUUCCGUCCAUGGAGCACAGCUCUCUCCCCUCCCCCAAGUGUCCAUUCCUCAAUGCUAUGCCCAAUAGGGGAUCCCCAGGACUUGCCUGGAGCAGCCAGAGGUCUGCCAUGGGAAGGGGAAAAUUGGUAAAAAUGGCCCCCUGCUUCUGUCUAUGGAAAUCCUCUCUCUGGUCAUAGCAGACUCGAUCCAGAUUUUUCCAUUCUGUACUGCCCUAGCCAAAUUGCCCUGUUUUCUAAACUCAGAUAUUUUUUUCUCCUUGACAAAAGACAGCCUGUUGUAUCAAAUGUAAUAUAGUAUGUCUUUUUAUAUGUCUAUCCCUUGACUUAAAGAGUAAUUGGACAUCCUGUCUGUUUCUCCUAAUUUGCUAUGUUCUGAUGAUGAUGUGGCGGCUCUUGAGGAUCGAGGUGUUUUUGGCAGGGAUGGGAAAUUGCUUUGUUUUAGGCUCUGCAGUGCCGUCAAGCACAGUCCAAGCUGGCUUUUAAAAGAGAUCAUGCACCUGUUUUAAAGUAGCACCACAAACAAGUCUUCAAAAGUUACUAGCUCUCAAGAGAGGCUUUUAAACAUCUCACUUACCUUAUGCUGUUUCUUGGCAUGAGGAUUUACUGGAUUUACUUCUCUUUACUAGAUUUUCUUCUCUUGAAAAGAAAUCCCCAUGUGAUCAUGUAGAAGUAGUAUUAUUUUAGGCAAGAGGCUCUUUGUGGGACUGUGCAUUGGCACACGUGGACAGUCAUUCUGAUGAAGCAAGUGUUUGCUUGUGCUCAUGCUUGGAGGAAUCGUUGGUAAAUUCAAGAUUUCUUUCUUUGAUUUCAAAUUUAUAAAGAAAGUACAAUGUACGUGGCUGCAGGGCAUAGAUGCCAAGCUGUUACAAUAGUUUAAUAAGUAGGUAGCUGUGAAAUAGCAAUAACAAAUACAGUACACAAUAGUAAAGAGUCCAGUAGCACCUUUAAGACUAACCAACUUUACUGUAGCAUAAGCUUUCAAGAAUCACAGCUCUCUUCAUCAGAUGCAACUUAAUUGUAAUAUAAGCUUUCGAGAACCAUAGCUCUCUUCAUCAGAUGCAACUUUAUUGUAGCAUAAGCUUUUGAGAACCACAGCUCUCUUCGUCAGA
Eublepharis macularius is the source of this 3830-nucleotide messenger RNA. It is a transcript of the gene R3HDM4, whose product is annotated as R3H domain containing 4. The record is from RefSeq and is a predicted model, not a curated record. The coding region runs from base 48 to 704 and encodes 218 amino acids. NCBI's taxonomy places the organism in Eukaryota, Metazoa, Chordata, Lepidosauria, Squamata, Eublepharidae. Gene Ontology annotation, molecular function: nucleic acid binding. The transcript has 6 exons.